Brassica oleracea var. oleracea is the source of this 804-nucleotide messenger RNA. Its product is annotated as MLP-like protein 328. The coding region runs from base 115 to 570 and encodes 151 amino acids. Lineage: Eukaryota; Viridiplantae; Streptophyta; Magnoliopsida; Brassicales; Brassicaceae. Gene Ontology annotation, biological process: defense response. The record is from RefSeq and is a predicted model, not a curated record. The transcript is spliced from 2 exons.
UUAACCGUGACCCUCUCUAUAUAAACGAAGAAGAACACAAGCAAAAUCAUUCAUUCAUCAGCCAAAGAAAAAAAAAACAAACUUCACUCAAUACCCAAAGAAGAAAAAUCAGAGAUGGCGACGUCAGGAACAUACGUGACGGAGGUUCCUUUGAAAGGAUCGGCGGAGAAACACUACAAGCGGUGGAAGACUGAGAACCAUCUCUUCCCCGACGCCAUUGGCCACCACAUUCAAGGUGUCACCGUCCACGAUGGUGAAUGGGACUCUCAUGGCUCCAUCAAGAUUUGGAACUACACAUGCGAUGGGAAACAGGAGGUGUUCAAGGAGAGGAGAGAGAAUGACGAUGAGAAUAUGGCGGUAACGCUCAGAGGGCUCGAAGGUCACGUGAUGGAGCAGCUUAAAGUCUAUGACGUCAUCUUUCAGUUCAUUCAAAAGUCGCCUAGUGAUAUAGUCUGCAAGAUCACUAUGAUAUGGGAGAAGCGAACCGAUGACUCGCCUGAGCCCAUCAACUACAUGAAGUUCGUCAAGAGCCUCGCUGCGGACAUGGACCACCACGUUAUCAAAUCCUAAAUCCGUUCCCAACCAUCAUCACCAGAUUCCCCACCGUCAUAUAUGGCUGCCUUGGUGUGUGUGUGUGGGCGCGCGACUUCGUAUGAUGUUAUAAUAAAUGGGGCUCUUGUAUGGUUUCUUUAAAAUCAUUAUAUUGAUGUUGUGUUGUAAUAUGCUUUGAUGUUGUUAUUAUGGUGAUUAAUCUCGAGUUUGAUGUAUUAUCAGUUAAAUAUAUGUAUCGUUGUUAACUAAUGA